Molecule: messenger RNA, 1866 nt
Organism: Ricinus communis (castor bean)
Lineage: Eukaryota; Viridiplantae; Streptophyta; Magnoliopsida; Malpighiales; Euphorbiaceae
Product: protein POLLENLESS 3-LIKE 2
Exons: 4
Coding region: 100-1548 (482 amino acids)
Molecular function (GO): protein binding
Source: RefSeq, a predicted model, not a curated record
UUCAUAUUUCCCUGCCUCUCUUCGUUCUCUCUUGGCCUUCCUCUUCUGUCCACUUCUACUGGGUCUUCAAUUAAAUUUUGUUGUUCUUGAAAAGAAAAUAUGCUGCAGGAUAUGUGGAAUGCUCCUCCUGGUUUUAGACCAACAAAAUCUGCUCCAACGUCACCGGCAAAGCCUCUUGGUGUUUCCAGAACUCGCUCUGAAUCUUUUCAUGCUAUUCACAAAGUUCCUGUUGGUGACACUCCUUAUGUCAGAGCCAAAAACGUUCAAUUAGUUGAUAAGGAUCCAGAGAAGGCUAUUCCACUGUUUUGGGCAGCCAUAAAUGCUGGAGAUAGAGUGGAUAGUGCUUUGAAAGAUAUGGCUAUUGUUAUGAAGCAGCAAAAUAGGGCUGAGGAAGCCAUUGAAGCCAUCAAGUCUUUGAGAAGCAGGUGUUCAGACCAAGCACAAGAGUCCCUUGACAAUAUUCUUUUGGAUCUUUACAAGAGAUGUGGGAGAUUAGAUGAUCAAAUAUCAUUAUUGAAACACAAGCUUUACUUGAUCCAACAAGGGCUUGCUUUCAAUGGUAAACGCACAAAGACUGCUCGGUCUCAAGGGAAGAAGUUUCAAGUCUCUGUAGAACAAGAAGCAACUCGUUUACUGGGAAACUUGGGAUGGGCGUUGAUGCAGCAAAACAACUAUGUAGAAGCAGAAGAUGCAUACAGAAGGGCACUCUCAAUUGCACCUGAUAAUAACAAGAUGUGCAAUCUGGGUAUAUGCUUGAUGAAGCAAGGGAGAAUCUCUGAGGCUAAAGACACAUUGCGAAGGGUGAAACCAGCAGUUGCUGAUGGGCCAAGAGGUGUAGAUUCCCAUCUCAAAGCCUAUGAAAGAGCACAACAAAUGCUAAAGGAUCUUGAAUCUGAAAUGAUGAACAAAGGAGGAGACCGGGUUGAACAGAGUAGACUCUUCGACGCAUUUCUUGGUUCUUCGUCAAUUUGGCAGCCUCAGCCUUGCAAAGAUCAUAACAUCUUGCCAGCAAAUGCAAGUAAAUUGCAUGAUGAUUUUGCUGACGAGAACAUGGAUUCUAAUAUAGUAACAAACCAGACUAUGUUUCCUCAGCAGAGAACUGUCAAAGAGUUACAAUUUGCUCCUUCUGUUAACUCACUGAAUGUGGGUGCACGUCCAUUCUUUUCAUCGAAAUUAGUAAAAGAGCCAAUUGGGAAUCAUUUUCAUGAGACACUUAAAAGAACAAGAUCAGGAAAUGUUGCUAAUUCGAACAGAAAGAAUGAAAUGGGGCUAUUCAGUAUGCCAGCCGUGGAGCAUGAAAAACCUGAAACCAAGUCAAGAAGACUAUCCGAUGAAACAGAGAAUGGAUUGUCCGAGUUGCUACCAGACAACAAGGACUUUGAGGAUGCCAUUCUUGCAGCAGUUUUGGGUCCAACAAAUGAAGCAGGAGGAAGGAAGCCAGUUGAAACUGGCAGCAACAACAGCACCACUGCCAUCUUUCAAACAAAGAUCGAAAAGAGGCUUAAGGUUUUUCAAGACAUCACUCUUUCUCUCAGCCCAAGAGCCUGAUUGAGAUUUUUAGCCUAAUUUAAUUACUUUUAACUAAUUUAAUCAUUUCAGUGUUACAUAAAAUUCUAGGUUGGAGAUGAACUUGUUCUCCUUGACCCUAGUUCCUGUAGUAGAAAAGGAGUACACAGUGUGGUAUGUAGUAGCAUGCUAAAUUUGUUUGGCGGGGUUUUUCUCACUAAACAAGCACAUUGUUGUUUCUAUUUUAUUUAUUUAUUUGUAAGCCUAAUAAGGCAUGAAUCCUUUUUUGACUUGGAAAUAAUCCACUGUCUCAUUUCACACUUUUUUAUGUAAUGAAAAUGAAGCUGUUUACUGCAAGAA